AUGAUGCCUAAUGAUGUCUCCGCUUCUUCAAGCUGUGAACUGCAGCAAACCUCGAGUUACCAGCCACAGAUUUCAAUAUCUUACCUUAACGAUUCAGAAUUCGAAUCUGCCCUGAAAGAAAAACUGGAAAAGUUCAAGCUCAGUGAUGAAAUGGUUGACGAAGUUCAAAUGUUUUUUCCAGAACUUAAAUUGGAACCAAUGAAUCGGGAGCAACGUCGUAUAGCUCAUCGAAUUAUAAACCGGAUGGAGCUUAAAUCUAGCAGUUUUGGAAUGGAAGGUAACCGAAGGAUAACUGUAUCAAGAAAGUAUUUUCGCAUUGGUGGAAGUCAUAUCCUCGCUCCUGAGAUACUCCCUAUAAGUCUCACAGAUUCACAGCGUAAAAUGAUAUCUCGACAUUGUGCAGAAUUUCCUAUUGAUAGGAGCUCUAUCGAACAGCAUUUGGAGUCUAGCCUAUUAAAAAGAGACAGGGGAACAGAAGUCACUCGAUCAAAUGAACCUAUGCUAAUCCCUCCCAAGGCUAAUGAGACGCCGCAGAUGCGUAGUUUAAGGAUGUCUUUGCCAACUUUUGCUUUGAAGAAGAAAAUUGUGACUGCCAUUGAAACUCAUAAGGUCACAUUAAUUACUGGUGGAACCGGGUGUGGAAAAACUACACAGGUCCCGCAAUUUCUUCUUGAGUACGCCUGCGAAAAUGGAAUUCCGAUAAAGAUAAUUUGUACACAACCUCGCCGUUUACCGGCAAUGGCAGUUGCAGAACGAGUAGCUAGGGAACGUAACGAACGUGUGGGUGGAACAGUCGGUUAUCACAUUAGACUAGAACAAAAGUAA
Enterobius vermicularis (human pinworm) is the source of this 825-nucleotide messenger RNA. Lineage: Eukaryota; Metazoa; Nematoda; Chromadorea; Rhabditida; Oxyuridae. The record is from the annotation of a GenBank genome assembly.